Messenger RNA from Alternaria postmessia, 777 nucleotides. RefSeq lists its product as uncharacterized. NCBI's taxonomy places the organism in Eukaryota, Fungi, Ascomycota, Dothideomycetes, Pleosporales, Pleosporaceae. The record is from RefSeq and is a predicted model, not a curated record. The coding region runs from base 1 to 777 and encodes 258 amino acids. The transcript is spliced from 3 exons.
AUGGCGUCUACAGCGGAUCAAGCCCCCACGGCACCACAGAGCACUCCACAACAAGCGGGCGCAGGGUCGCGACCACAGAGCAGGAGCGACCAAGGUCUGUCGUCAAGCCCAGUCGAGAUGAGGACUCUCCAGGCGUCGGGCGUCGUGCCAGCCUCUGCGAACACGGGCACGCAGGUUGCAGAGACACCCGUUACAGCUCCGAUAGCGACUUCCACACCACCUGCAGUCGAGACCAGCGCCUCUGAGAAUGCGCCUGUCGCUGCUUCUCCGUCUGCGAAACCCGCACCUCCCGCUGCGUUAAAUCGCGCAGAGACCGAGGCGAUUGGGCCGUCGACGGAUACACCAGCUGCAAACCCAGACAACACCAACGGCCCCGUGCUCGUGAUAAUGCUGCUCCUCACUAGUGGUGCGAGACAUCCAUACAAGAUCGAGGAGAAGUACCUGAAGAAGCGCAACAUCAACGUUGAGAACAUGGACCCCUACAACAUCAGUGUAUACACGCUCAAGGAGCUGAUAUGGCGGGACUGGCGAGAAGAAUGGGAGACUCGACCUACGUCGCCAGUCUCGAUACGACUGAUCCACUUUGGUCGCAUGCUCGACGACAAAUCGCCACUAAAAGAUUGCCGGUUCCAGACAGACUCCCCUAACGUGGUGCACAUGACAGUUAAGCCACAAGAGAUGGUCGACGACGAAGAAAACGCUAAGACCGGAAAGACUGGGAGCCGAAGAGAUACCGAAGAUGAGCCUACAGCUGGCUGCCGCUGCAUCAUCUUAUAG